Molecule: messenger RNA, 795 nt
Organism: Coniophora puteana RWD-64-598 SS2
Lineage: Eukaryota; Fungi; Basidiomycota; Agaricomycetes; Boletales; Coniophoraceae
Exons: 3
Coding region: 1-711 (236 amino acids)
Biological process (GO): proteolysis
Molecular function (GO): glutamic-type endopeptidase activity
Source: RefSeq, a predicted model, not a curated record
AUGGCCUCUUUCCUCGUUUCUGCCCUUCUCGCCUCUGUUGCGGUCGCUUCACCCUUGACAGGUGGCGUGCCCACCAAUGUCAAGGUUCUCUCAGCCGAGGACCCCGCCUACGAGCAGCUGAACUCCAAUUGGGCUGGUGCUGUCCUCCGCAAGGACGGGGGUACCUUCCAGGCCGUGACUGGCUCGUUCAAGGUUCCCAAACCUACCGGCGAGGGCUCCGCGGCUAUCUGGGUUGGCGUCGACGGCAUGGAUUGCGGUGUAAUCCUUCAGACCGGUGUUGAUGCCAGCAUCAAGGGCGGACAGGUGUCCUACUCGUCUUGGUACGAGUGGUUCCCUGACCCUUCCUACACGUUCGACAACAUCGACUUCGCCGCCGGUGACGAUGUCACCCUGACCGCGACCACGCACUCGACGACGACGGGAACGGUGACGAUCGAGAACAAGACGAAGAACCAGAAGGUGACCAAGGACGUGAGCUCGACCUCCGCGCUCUGCCAGAAGAACGCGGAGUGGAUUGUUGAGGACUACUCGUCCGGCGGGCUCGUCGAGUUCGACAACUUCGGCACUGUCACGUUCACGAGCGCGACCGCUACGACGGGCUCUGGCAGCGUCGGCCCCGACGGCGCGACGAUUGUUGAUAUCGCGCAGAACGGCACGCAGUUGACGCAGUCGUCGGUGGCGAACGGGCAGGUUACUAUCAAGCACACGUAGAGCUUCGUAGCGUUUGUCGCCGUGUUUUAGCCUUUGCGUGGACAGGACAUAACUUAUAAUAAACUAUACAUUCCUUGCUAGCGG